Capsella rubella is the source of this 568-nucleotide messenger RNA. Its product is annotated as NADH dehydrogenase [ubiquinone] 1 beta subcomplex subunit 7. NCBI's taxonomy places the organism in Eukaryota, Viridiplantae, Streptophyta, Magnoliopsida, Brassicales, Brassicaceae. The coding region runs from base 71 to 379 and encodes 102 amino acids. The transcript has 2 exons. Gene Ontology annotation, cellular component: mitochondrion. The record is from RefSeq and is a predicted model, not a curated record.
AUCAAAUCGGAGAAGUGAAAAGGGGAAAAAAGAAUCAGAGAGUAUUGUUGAGGUUUGGGGAUCGAGAAAAAUGGAGGUUCCAGGUUCAUCGAAGAAGAUGAUCGCAACGCAGGAAGAGAUGUCUGCAGCUAAAAUACCACUCGGUUCGAGAGAUCAGUGCGCUCAUCUCUUGAUUCCUCUCAACAAGUGUCGUCAGGCUGAGUUCUUCCUCCCGUGGAAAUGCGAAGACGAGCGUCACGUUUACGAGAAGUGCGAGUACGAGCUUGUCAUGGAGAGAAUGCUCGCGAUGAAGAAGAUCCGUGAGGAAGAAGCUUUGGCUAAACAGAAUAAAGUACAAGGGAACGGUGUUCCUCUUAUCCCUAAAACUGCUAAUGCUUAGCCCUCGAUUCGAUUCCUUCUCCGAUUUGCCGAUUUCAGGGAUUCUCUGGAACUGUGAAGAAGUUGGGGCUCUGCUUUUUCAAUCUUUUUUUUUUUUCUUCUUGUUAGUGAUGAAAAAUUGUUUGCUACAUUUUCAGAUGUGAAUGUUCAAGAUUCUCUCCAUCUUUUUUUUUUGUUUUUUCUCUUGUUA